Megalopta genalis is the source of this 466-nucleotide messenger RNA. It is a transcript of the gene RpL38, whose product is annotated as ribosomal protein L38. Gene Ontology annotation, cellular component: ribosome; cytosolic large ribosomal subunit. Gene Ontology annotation, molecular function: structural constituent of ribosome. The record is from RefSeq and is a predicted model, not a curated record. Lineage: Eukaryota; Metazoa; Arthropoda; Insecta; Hymenoptera; Halictidae. Gene Ontology annotation, biological process: protein-RNA complex assembly; translation.
AGUAGGAGUACAAAUUGUUCGAAGUUUCUGUUGCUGAUUUGACGCGACAUCUCUUUUUCCGGUGGUAACUUAACAGGGUAGCCCAGUUUGCACUACUUCAAUUCAUAAUGCCACGUGAAAUCAAAGAGAUCAAGGACUUUCUUUUGAAAGCCAGGAGGAAAGAUGCAAAAUCUGUAAAAAUCAAGAAGAAUGCUGACAAUGUCAAGUUCAAGGUUCGUUGCUCUAGAUUUUUAUACACCCUGGUAAUUACAGAUAAAGAGAAGGCAGAAAAAUUAAAGCAAUCUUUACCUCCAGGUCUUCAAGUAAAAGAAGUUAAAAGGAGCGAACGUAUGUAAUUAAUUAAAUAAAAUAAUUUUUUUUAAACAUACAUAUGGCUAUUUGUUUGCUGUAUCAUUACAACAGAAAAAUUAUGUUUAAGAAAUUGAGGAUACUAAAGGAAAAUAAAAAAUGUGAUCUGUAAGAAAUA